Molecule: messenger RNA, 16293 nt
Organism: Oldenlandia corymbosa var. corymbosa
Lineage: Eukaryota; Viridiplantae; Streptophyta; Magnoliopsida; Gentianales; Rubiaceae
Source: the annotation of a GenBank genome assembly
AUGGCAAUUGACGGGAGCUUUAAUCUUCACUCUGAGCUGGAGAGGUUUCUUUCUCGAUGUCCAAGGAUUGCUGUUAUUCCCGAAUUCGAGUAUUUAGUAAAGAAGGGAGACAAUGUGACAGAAGAAGAGGUGGUGAAAGCAGUUGGGGAACUAUUUCUGCAUCCAAAUUAUACAAUUCCUUUAGUGGGAUGUUUUCGUCCAGUUGUGGUCAAGAUUGUGGAAAGGGCUGUGGGUUUGCUUCGAUUAGUUCCUGACUUGAGUUCUAACUCAGAUGAUUCUAUGGUGGAGUUUGACGAGGAUAAGUUCCUUAGAGAAGACAAAGAUUUAGAUAAUGCUGAAGUUAUGCAUGUUGUUGAUGUUUAUGUUAGAACUGGGAAGGGCUUGAGUCUUCAUGAGAUUUCCUGUCUAGCCUUUUGCCGCGCUUUAGAAUUGGUCCCUUUCCUAUUGCGGCCUGUGUUGGACUAUUUUAAGUUUGCACCUCCUCCCUUCGAAAGGAUAAAGUUGACAGAAUAUUCUCAUCGGGAAUUGUUGAUAGUAGGUAGUCGGCUUCUGAAAGUUGUACGUACAUCGUACCGCUUCCUUUUAGCAGAGCCAGGAGUCUUUACUACACUAUGGAACUGGUCCAGUUUCAUGGACUUUGUCCAACUACUGGCCAACAGUGACCUGUUUGAGGGUGAUGAGGUGCUUAAAAGGAAUAUUCUGGACAUCAGAUGGUGUGGUAUACAAAUACUAUCUUGGGUUAUGAAGUUACAUGAUCGGGCUGCUUCAAAAUUUAACCUUGGCCCUGAAGAAGCCUUUUUGUGCUAUUUACGGUGGCUAGAAUCUUGCCAAGAUAUUUCAUUAGAGAGAGCAAGCUGGUUUAUUGAUGUUCGUGCGGCGAAUGUGGAGAAACUUGGUUCUGAUAUGAGUAAUGUUAGCUGUAGUUUGUCCGAACUAAAUUCAGAAUUUCAUGAUAUUUUAGCAUCAAACUGGAAGAUUAGUCCAUGGACUGGGAGAAAUGGAAUGCCUUUUAUCUUGACUGCAUCAUUAAAGAAAAGUUUUGAGAUGGUAUACCUAGCAGUGAAUCAGAAGUGGCCUGUUCUUCUACACGGUCCCGCUGGUUCUGGAAAAACUGCAUUGAUUAAUAUGUUGGCUCAACAUAGGUCGAGUCAAGUAUUGUCUAUCCACAUGGAUGAGCACAUUGAUGGAAAGACGCUACUUGGAAGCUACGUUUGUACUGAGCAACCUGGUGAAUUCAGAUGGCAACCCGGUUCUCUAACACAGGCUGUAUUGAAGGGUUACUGGGUGAUUUUUGAGGAUGUUGAUAAAGCCCCACCUGAUGUUCAAUCGAUUUUAUUGCCUUUAUUGGAGGGUGCAAGUUCAUUUUCCUCAGGUUUUGGGGAGGCAGUAAGGGUUCAUCAAGAUUUCCGAUUAUUCUCCACAGUGACCAGCGAAAAGAUUGAUGCAUCACUUAUAACUGAAGGUAAGAAUUUCCUGUCUGGUCUUUGGCGAAGGGUAAUGGUUGUUGCUCCUGGACAUGGGGACUUGCUGGAUAUUGUUCACGCACGGUAUCCCGAAUUGUUUCCUCUGGCUGGAAGCCUCAUAGAAACCCUAAAACGGAUGAAUCAGUUGGCAGGAUUGCAAUUUAGAUCUGCUUUCCCUGCUUGUCAUGGCAGGUUCUCAUUAAGAGAUCUAAUGAAAUGGUGCAGGAGAAUUGCUGGUUUAAGUUUAGCCUUUACUGCAGAUAAGCUGUCAUCUAUGGCUUGUGAAAGUAUUUACAAAGAGGCAGUAGACAUUUUUGCUGCCUUUUCAACGACAGCUGAAAAGCGGUUGGCUCUGAUGCAAGAGAUUGCAAGAUUAUGGGGAGUUCCCAAAGUGGAGACAUUAUUACCAGUCAACAAACCUGUGAUUCAAGACUUGCAGGCUGAUUUACUUAUUGGCCGAAUUACGCUCACCCGCAUCAAUAUGGCAGUGGGUCAUAGUAAGAAGCGUUUUGUGGAGAUUAGCAGUUCGGUUCACGCCCUUGAGAGAAUAGCUUGCUCUGUGAAGUUUAAUGAGCCUGUUCUUUUAGUCGGUGAAACCGGUGCUGGGAAAACCACACUUGUGCAAAGUCUAGCCGCUCGAGUUGGCCAGAAACUCACUGUUUUGAAUUUGAGCCAGCAAAGUGACGUUGCUGAUUUGUUAGGGGGUUUCCAACCCAAUGAUGUUCAAUCGGUUCUGAUUCCUCUCUAUAAAGAGUUUGAAAAUCUCUUCAUUACAACAUUUUCAUCAAGGGAUAACAGAAACUUUCUGGAUCGUUUGCAAAUAUUUGUAACCAGGAAGGACUGGAAGAUGUUGGUUAGUGGGUUUGAAAAAUGUGUUCAAAAGGUUCUGGAACUUCAAAGAGGUGGUUCUGGUAAGAAACGUAAGAGACCUUUAAGUGACAAGAUACUGAAACAGUGGGAUAGUUUCUCUUCAAAACUUAGAAGAGCACAUGCUCAAGUUAACGAUUCAGGUGGAAUGAUCUUUUCAUUUGUGGAAGGAGCUUUUGUUACUGCACUUAGAAAUGGUGAGUGGAUAUUGCUGGAUGAAGUGAAUUUAGCUCCUCCGGAGAUCUUGCAGCGAGUUAUUGGUGUUCUCGAGGAAGAAAAGGGGUCAUUGUGUUUGGCCGAAAGGGGUGAUAUAGAGUAUAUAUCUAGACAUCCAGAUUUCCGAAUAUUUGCCUGCAUGAAUCCAGCAACUGAUGCAGGAAAGAGGGAGUUGCCUUUGUCAUUGAGGGGCAGAUUCACAGAAUAUUUUGUUGAUGAUGUGUUGGAUGAUGAAGAUCUUGUUUUGUUUGUUAAGCAGCAUUUGGAUGAUGCUGUUUUAAUUGGUGGUUUGGUUCAGAAGAUAGUGCGCUUUUAUAAAGCAGCAAAGAAGGAAUCUGAAGAAAGGCUGCAGGAUGGGGCCAACCAAAAGCCACAAUACAGUUUGAGGUCUCUUUACCGUGCACUAGAAUAUACCGUGAAAGCAAGAAAGAAAUUCCCUUUCCAAAAAGCUUUAUAUGAUGGUUUUUGCAUGUUUUUCCUGACCUCAUUAGAUGAACAUAGUGCAAAGUUGAUGCAGAAAAUGAUAAGUUCAUAUUUAUUAGAUGGACAAGAGCCUCAGCAGCCUGAGUUUGAAGAUUUCUUGAAAGAUUUGUUAGGAGGAGAAAUCCCUUUGGUAGAGAAUCCAUGCUCGGAUAGAUAUGUUCUGACAAAAAGUAUCGAAGAGCAUCUUAGUAAUCUAGCUCGUGCUGUAUUUGUUGGAAGAUAUCCAGUUUUGUUACAAGGACCUACGUCUAGUGGGAAAACCAGCUUAGUAAAGUAUCUUGCAGCAAAUACUGGACACGAGUUUGUACGGAUCAACAACCAUGAGCACACUGAUCUUCAGGAGUAUCUAGGAUCUUACAUCACUAAUUCUGAUGGAAAGCUUGUGUUUAAUGAGGGUCCACUUGUUAAGGCUAUUCGGAAUGGUCAUUGGAUAGUUCUAGAUGAGCUUAAUCUUGCUCCAUCUGAUGUGUUGGAAGCACUUAACAGGUUGCUUGAUGACAAUAGAGAACUUUACAUACCUGAGCUACGUGAAGUAGUUCGUGCGCAUCCAAAUUUUAUGCUUUUUGCCACUCAAAACCCACCUAAUAUCUAUGGUGGGCGUAAAAUGCUGUCACGCGCCUUCCGCAACCGUUUUGUGGAGAUCCAUGUUGAUGAAAUUCCUCGGGAUGAAUUGAUCACCAUACUAGAAAAGAGGUGUGAAGUCCCUCCGAAAUUUGCCAAAAAGAUGGUUAAUGUCAUGAAGGAGUUGCAACUGCGCAGGCAGAGUAGCAAGGUUUUUGCUGGCAAAGAAGGAUAUAUCACUCCGCGUGAUUUGUUUAGAUGGGCCAAUCGCUACAAGGUACUUGGGAGCAGUAUAGAAGAUCUAGCUUGUGAUGGUUAUUACUUACUGGCUGAAAGGCUGCGAGAACAAAGUGAGAGGAGAGUUGUGCAAGAAGUUCUGGAGAGAAACUUUGGCUGCCGACUUGUUGAGGAUGAGAUGUACAAGCUGGAUGUACAAGGCGCAGAAAAGAUCACAUGGACUCAAAGCAUGAGCAGAUUGUACUUUUUGGUGGACCGUUGCUACAAGUUACGGGAGCCUGUUCUCCUCGUUGGUGAAACGGGUGGUGGAAAGACGACUGUUUGUCAAUUGCUCAGUGCAAAUUUGCGUUCCAAGUUGCACAUUUUGAAUUGCCACCAGUAUACUGAAACUUCUGAUUUUAUUGGGGGUUUCUUCCCUAUACGUGAGAGGUCAGCAAUUAUAUCCGAAUUCAAGGAAGUUUGUAAUAAGUUGAAGCCCAAAGCUGAUGAAUUUUUUAUUUCUUCGGAUAUUAAUCACGCUUCUCGGACUCUUGAGAAAUUGUCCGACAUUAUCAAAGGUGGCAGACAGGGUCAGGUGUUUCACCCUGAUGUUUCCAUAGAAGAGAUUUAUAAAGAGUUAAAGAAACUUCAUAAUAAGUGGCAGAGCAUUUUUGUAUGGCAAGAUGGACCUCUGAUUGAAGCGUUGAGGAAGGGUGACUUUUUCCUUGUGGAUGAAAUUUCUUUGGCUGAUGAUAGCGUGCUUGAAAGAUUGAACAGUGUUUUGGAGCCAGAAAGACAGUUGUCAUUGGCUGAGAAAGGGGGUUCUGAUCUGGAGACCAUUACCGCUGACUUAAACUUCUUCAUUCUCGCAACAAUGAAUCCGGGUGGUGACUACGGUAAAAAAGAAUUAUCACCUGCCCUUCGCAACCGCUUUACUGAGAUAUGGGUUCCUUCUGUCAGUGACUUAAAUGAGCUUAAAUGUAUUGGUCUUCACAAAACCUCAAGUGCAAAACCUGAACUGAUUGUGGAAGGCAUGCUUGAUUUUUGGAAGGGGUUCAAUCGUCUGGAGACUGGGAGAAUGCUCACUGUCAGAGAUUUUUUGUCCUGGAUAUCUUUUGUGAAUCUGACUGAGGGAUUUUUAGAACCCGAACAUGCAUUCUUACAUGGGGCAUUUCUGGUUUUGCUUGAUGGAUUAAACUUAGGUACAAAUUUGUCAAAAGUUGAUGCAGCGAAGUUACGGAAGAAAUGCCUUCAACAGUUGAUUGCGUUUCUCGUUGAUCAUCAGGAAGAUGCUUCUAUGGAUUCCAACAGCUGUUUGAACUAUUCAACAGUCUCAAAUCUGGAGUAUUAUGGUUGGUCUGAUCCCGAUGUACCUGCGUAUGCGUUGGGCUUGGAUGAUCAUAGUAUGCAAUGUGACAAUAUGUUUGGCAUUCAUCCUUUCUACAUUUUGAAAGGUGAUGACACAUGUGAUGAGAGAGGAUAUGAAUUCUUUGCUCCAACUACUCGGAGAAAUGCAUUAAGGGUGCUUCGUGCUAUGCAACUUGCAAAGCCUGUACUGUUAGAAGGCAGUCCCGGUGUUGGGAAGACUAGCUUAAUUGUUGCGAUUGGCAAGUUUUCUGGGCACAAGGUUGUACGAAUAAACUUGUCUGAACAGACAGACAUCAUGGAUCUACUUGGGUCAGACUUGCCAGUGGAAAGUGAUGAAGGAUUGCAAUUCGCAUGGUCUGAUGGUAUUCUGCUGCAGGCCUUAAAAUCAGGAUCAUGGGUCCUUUUGGAUGAGUUGAAUCUUGCACCUCAAUCUGUGUUGGAGGGCCUUAACUCUAUUUUGGACCAUCGGGCCGAAGUCUUCAUUCCUGAACUGGGUCGCACUUUCAAAUGCCCCGAAUCAUUUAGAAUUUUUGCUUGUCAAAAUCCUUCUCAUCAGGGUGGAGGACGGAAAGGUCUCCCAAAAUCAUUUCUCAACCGCUUCACUAAGGUUUACGUUGAUGAGCUGUCCGAGGAUGACUACAUGUCCAUUUGUAGAUCACUAUACCCGUCAAUAUCCCAUCUUAUUCUUGAGAAGCUAAUAUUGUUCAAUAAACGGCUCCAUGAUGAGACUAUGCUUUAUCAUAACUUCGCCCAAGAUGGUUCCCCAUGGGAGUUUAACUUGCGAGAUGUUGUUCGUUCAUGUGAAAUGAUACAAGGCGCACAUGAGAAGUCAAAGGCUGAUUGCUUCUUGAACACGGUUUACGUGCAAAGAAUGCGCACGCCAGCUGAUAGAUUAGAAGUUAUGAAGUUGUAUGAACAAGUUUUUGGGCUCAAACCAUAUAUAAAUCCAUCUCCACGAAUACAGAUCAAUCCCGAAUAUUUAGUAAUUGGGAAUGCAUCAAUCAAACGGAAUCCUUAUCAGGCUGGUAGCUUUUCUUGUAAUCAGCUGCAAAUUAUGCCUGGAUUGCUUAAUAGUCUAGAAGCUGUAGCUAAUUGUCUAAGGCAUCAGUGGUUAUGCAUAUUAGUUGGUUCACCUUCUUCCGGUAAAACUUCGUCGGUAAGAUUAUUGGCACAGCUCACUGGUAAUGUGCUUCAUGAAGUAAAUAUUUCGCCUUCCACUGAUACAUCUGAACUGCUGGGAUGCUUCGAACAACAUAAUGCCUUUCGAAGUUUUCGGCUUGUUACUGGUCAAGUUGAACAAUAUUUGAAUGAGUACUUCAGCCAACAAUUAGAGUCUUCUGUGGAUGGGUUUAUGAACAAAAAGGAUAUCUUGAGUAAAUGGCUUGGCUUCUUAUCAUCCAUCGACAUUGAAUCUACGAAAAGUUCAGCAUUUACAAAUGUUGAGGGUUGGAGAACUAAAUGCAUUGAAUCUGUUCCGUUGCUGAUAGAGAUAAUUGAAAUUUUGAGGUUCAAUCAUGAGAAAAACUUAAGCUCUGUAUCUUGGUCAAUCAGAGACCUUGAUAGAAAUCUCAUGACAGUUAAAAAAUUUCAAGAAAGCUUGUCAAGAGGGCAAUAUUCGGCCAAAUUUGAAUGGAUAGCUGGAGUCCUUAUUAAGGCUAUAGAGAAUGGAGAGUGGAUUAUUCUUGAAAAUGCAAAUCUUUGCAACCCGACGGUUCUUGACAGAAUUAACUCUUUGGUUGAGCAUUCUGGAUCUAUUACCAUAAAUGAGUGCGGAAAAGUUGAUGGACAGCCACUGGUUCUUCAUCCUCAUCCUCAAUUUCGAAUGUUCCUUACUGUCAAUCCGAGCUUCGGUGAGGUUUCCCGAGCAAUGCGGAAUAGAGGGGUCGAAGUUUAUCUGAUGCAUCACUCGUGGUUGCCUGGUGAGAAAUGUGACGGCAAAUUUGAGGAGACUGAACUCAGAGAUGCAAUGAAAUUUGUUGUUCUUUCUGGUAUCCCAUUUGGUCGGCUGGUUGACAUGAUGGCUAAAGCCCAUGUCUAUGCUAAGAAUGAGGGUGUAAAGCUCGGUGCUCGCAUUACAUUCCUUGACCUUGCACAUUGGGUGCAAUUAUUCAAGCAGCUUAUUACAAGUGGCAAUCAACUUAUUUGGAGUCUCCACAUUAGUUGGGAACACACAUAUUUUUCUUCUUUAGGUGAGGAUAAAGGAAGAGGUGUCGUUGCUCAAGCAAUCAACUCUUAUUUAUCCGCUGACGAGGUCUCCAGGAUUGAUAAAUUUCAGGAUUCAUUGAUAAGCUUGCCUGGUGGGUGGCCAACACCAUUGAGUACAAGAGAUAUGGCUCUUUAUUCUCGGGAGACUUGUGUGAGACAAAAUUGCAUGUACCUUAAAUUCCUUGGGAUUCAGUGCGCAUCUUAUGCUUGUUCAAAAGAAAAUGAUCCGGCUGCUUGUGGUUCUCCAACAACUGACAUUAUGAAUGUAAGACAAUUAUAUCAAAAGAUCUUUCCCACGGCAGCUUCAAGGGACAUGGUGGCAAGCUAUGGUGUGCAGGAACAAUUCAAUUUGGACUUGGUGAACAAAAUGCUGUUUGCUGCUGCUAAUUGGACAAUAGAGCAGGCAGUGGAAUGUGACAUUGAGCUUUACCUUUGCUGGUUCAGCUGGUUUGGAUCUCUUAUUAAGCCCUUUUGCCCCUUUUUUAGUUCUUAUGUGGAUAUGUUGAAGGAGGAAAUGAAGCAUCCUGUUUGGGCCCAAGUUUCCCUUUGUCGUGGUAGGUUACUUUCACAUCAUUCGAUUCACUUGGAUGCCUUUCCUAUACCUAUUCUUUCGAUGGAUUUGGUCGGUCUAUCUGCUUAUAAUGUGGAGCUGAAAUCUGAUGCUGAACAUCUGAGGAACUCAAUUAAGUUGGUCGGAUUAGUCAGACGUAGCUACCAGCAAUGGAGGUUAGAAAAGCUACAUGUAUAUGGUGGGGAAACUAAACAGUUCGAACUCCCUUUGAAAGCUUUGCUAGCAGUUGAGGUGGCAGUCCUUAAGUUACUUGUGGAGUCUCCUGAUUUUGAUGUUCUUUUCCGCUUGUACGAUAGCUUACUUGAAAAUCAUCGUCAGCUUUGGAGUGGUGUUUUGUCUUCUCAUUCUGAAUUAAUUUUGGUUUCUUGGUGGUCUUUGUUAAAAAGCAUUUCCAGAAUUCGUGACUUUUGCCCCGAAAAUGUGGAUCGUUUUCUGGAGGUGAGGAAAAGUAUGGAUCAUGUGUAUUCUCAUCCUUUAACUUCUCGGAAGUCAUUGCUGUGGAUUCAUGGUGGUCAUCCAUUCAUGCCAUCAUCUUGUGAUUUUUAUCAGAAGCAACGCCAACUUAUUGACCUCUGUGAGAUGGUUUGGCCCAGCAGGAUGCAGUUUCUGGAGUAUUCUGAUGGUGAUGUGCCUGUUGAAUUGGUUUUAUCAUCCAAUUCGAAACUUCGCUUAAGUGCCAUGCAAUGUAUUUCAAUGUCUGCCUGUUUUGGUGAUAAACCUGAAGAAGAUGAUUCUUGGAUCAUUCAGCAAUUAGAAGAAUUGUAUCAGAAGCUCAGGCUGGAGUUUGAGAGGGCCAAGUUGGCGAUGCAUGAUUCUAGUGGUUGUAAGCAAACAGUUUGGGUUGGUGACUCAUCUGUCUGUUGUAGUUUCCCUCCUGAUUUAUUAUGCAGAAUGUCUGGUUUUCAUAGUUGGCAAGACGAAUCACCUAUACGUGAUAACACGAGUUUUUCCAAAGACAUGAUUUUACUUCACGAGCUAUGCAGGAUUUGUUUAUUUGAUGAUGUAAAAGCACAACAUUUGGUGUUGUCUAAUUUGACGGGGGCUAUGGAAUCGGCGUUGAAGUUUGCAUUGGACUUCUCAUCGAGGCCUCCUAUGGAUCUCGUACCUCACCAAAAAAUCUUAUGGGCUGUGGAUUCAUGGUCGUCCACCCCUGCAGUGAGUUCUAAACUUGCCAGUUAUGUGCUUGAGAUGUGGUUCAGGUGGCACAGGUUUUUGUGGGCCCAGUGUCCUGUUCCUUCCGAUGAUUUACACAGGCAUUAUGCUGAUGGUGUUUUGCUGCCUCAUAGACUUUUUCGGUCGAUACAAACUGAGACUGUUGAUCAGAUGCUUCAGAAUUCGUGCUCUAUUGGAGAUUUUUCUUUGCAAAGCCUGAAAUUUAGAGUAGCUUCACGUGAUCUUUGGGGAGGCGGUCCCAGAAUGGACAACAUAAAAAUGUUCCUUCUAUCUGCUGCUCGGUCCCUCUUCCAGAAGAUUAUAUUUUCUCAUAGGAAGUCAUUUAGUGCAGAUACUUAUGAUCUAAUCAAGUCUGUCUUUCGUUCUUCUUUGGAAAACCCCAUUACUAGGGAUGAUAUCAAGGUCCUGGUUUCUGCUAUUGCUUCGUCGAAUCAUGAUGAUUUCACUUCCUUGCUUGAUCAGCUGAUCCAGCCAGUGCUCACUGGACUUUACAUUGAUUGUGGACCAGAAAAUUUGGUCUUUACAAUUGGAAGUGUGUGGCUAAGGAUUGGAUGUUUACGCUAUCAUCUUUUAACCCUUGGCAAUGAUCUGGAUCCUGCUGUAAAAUAUUCCAUGAAGUAUUCACAGUUGAUGGAAAGAAUAGCUUUAAUUGAGCUUGAAAUCAGUGUGCGAAAGGAAUGCAACCUUUUGGCAGGAUGCUUCCAGUUGAGUGAAGCCGAUGAUGAUCGGACAAAGUUGUUGUCCGAACUUCGGGCUCAGCAGUUAAAAAAGCAAAGGCAGAUUGUGUUUCGUGCUGAUUCUGGAAAUUACAAGAAGUUGAAACAUGAGCUUGAUGUUUUCCGUGAACAUGUUACGGCUUUUAUCGGUUGGAUAAAUUAUGUUGAUAGCAUGUCAGUCGAGCAGAUGAUAGAACUAGUACGGAAUUGGCAGGAGAUGGCUAAAAGCUUCAUGUCUCGCUUGUUAACCAAGUAUUCAGCAUAUGUUGAUGUAAUUGAACCAGUUCUGGUUGCAAUAUAUGAGAUCAAGUUAGGCUUAUCACUUGUUCUCUCAAGUGCAAUGGAUAAAAAGGUUCUCAAAAGACUAGAACUGCGAAAUGGUAUGGACUCUGUUCUUUCUAGUGUUUAUUCUUUUAUGAUGUUUCCAAGAAAGUGUUCAUCUGGCGAGGUAUAUGUUCAAAUUGAGAAUGAUCUAUGUACCUUCAGUUCCUCUCAAGUGCAAUGGCCUUGUUACAUAGAGACAUUGGAUUUGGAGCUUCUCAAACGUCUGAUUACUUUCGCUAGAGAGCCCCAUUUAAGAGUCUUUCACAAGAAUAUUCUACAACGACUGGUUCAUUCCAUUGCCGAGGUUUGCCUUUUUGACAAUGCAUCCUUUAACCUCUUGAGUAAAAUAUUUGACGAGUUUGCAAACUCUUGGAUGCGGAUGAAACUUAAAGUUAAACAGAAAAAAGAUGAUGAUGCUCGACAAUUCAAGUUCAGGCCCCGGGCACUGCGGAUAGAGAACAUCAUUGAUCUUGAUAUUUCAACUCUUGGAAGUUUUGUUUCAGGUGAGAGUUUCCUCGAGUGGAAAGAGUUUGUCACUGGGGAAGAGUUAAAGGAAGAUAUCAAGAAGGAUGAACUUAACGAGUCUUUGGGCGAAGAAGACUGGAAUGCCACGGAGGACUCAAUUCUAAAUGACAUAGUCAAUAUCCAUAACCAAAUCUUCGGAUCACUGGACCUUGUUAAAAAUCUCGGAGUGAUUGGUGUAUCUGAUGAUGACAUAUUGUAUUCCUUCAUUGAUUCUUAUACACUUGGAGUUCAAAUGAUUGAACAUUUGGAGGGUACUCUUAUGCCCGAUAUCGAUGCUAAUCUCAUGCCUGAGCACAUGCUUCGCGUUUGCCUGGAGCAUGAAUCACAGUUCACUACUCAUAAACCAGGUCAUGUGUACAACUUUUACAAGGAUUCGAAUGCCCCUGUUCUGGCUAAAAUGGUGGAGCCAAUUUCGAAACUUAAGCAGCGUGUCCUUGAGCUUUUAGAGGAGUGGGAUGAUCAUCCUGCUAUUCGGAAAUUAUUGGAUGCUGUUGAUAUGGUCUUGGCUAUACCUUUUAAGACCCCUCUAGCCAAGGUUCUGUCAGGGUUGCAGUUCUUGCUAAACCGGGUUUGGGCUCUGCAAGAAACCGUUGCCAAAUUUCCUCUGGGAGAUCAUUUGGAUCCCAUUGUUGCUUUUGUGCUGUUGUUGCAGAAAUUGGAGUUUGAAUCUGGACUUGCCUUACUCGAUGAAGUCCAAGUCCAGUUUGACGUUAAUGCUGCAAGGCUCUGGUUUCCUCUUUUCUCUGUUCUUCUACAUAGAGAUUCAGCUAACGCCAAUGAGUACACUGAGAAUACAAUCCAGGGUUUGGAUGAGUUUAUACGUAUGUCCAACAUUGGUGAAUAUAAAAGACGUCUACAGCUUUUAAUUGCUUUUUAUGGUCAAAUACGUAGCGGUCUACACCGAGGUUCUUAUACAAGUCAAAGUCAAGAAGAGACUCUGAAGCUUCUGUACAACACAAUUGGCUUCUAUAUCCAGUUUUUGCCGAAGAUUUUGGAGCAUAUUGAAACUAAUAGAAGAAGUAUUGAGAAGGAGUUGAAGGAUCUCAGGAAGUUGUAUCGGUGGGAACAAAAUGUGGAUCGUGUUAGCAUAGAGAACUCAAGAAGGGCACGGAAGAAGUUGAGGAUAACAGUAGAAAAAUAUACUGAUCUACUGAAGCAACCUGUUGCCACCUUUCUUGCACAAGAAGUUACAAGAAAUAGUGUCAGUCAGUCCAUGCAAAACCCAUUGGACUUGGCUGAUUCUUUUGAGAGUGAUAGGAAACUUCUUCAACUUAUCUACCAUCAAACUACUGUCCGGGAUGAGCUCAGCCUGAAGAGAAUGAAUCUGGCUGCUCAAUCCUGGCAUCUCAUUGAUCAAUUAGGGGUCAACUCAGCUGAUGUUACUUUCAAGGAUGUAGAAGGAGAGGUUAUGAGAUUCAUAAAGGAUGGUGUACCUCCCAAAUUCAUGCUGAACGAAGGGAUGAAAAUCUGGGACACGGUUGGGAGAGUCUGCAAAACUGUUAUUGAUUGUUGUGAUAUUUGGGGAGAUGAGCACAAGCCUUCACAAAAAAGGCGGGUUUUCACAGAUCUUCUUAAACUUUUAGAAAGCUGUGGAUUAUCGAAGCAUAAGUCAAUUCCUGAGGAGCUUGGUACCAGCAAGUCCCGAUUUUGGCUUCUUCAGCCAUCCUAUGAUCUGGAGCAUCUUCUCCCGCUAGUUAGUGCUUGCAGUGGAGAUAUGCAGAUGGCAGGGAGCAACUUGAAGAGUUCAUCUUCUGAAAGUUUGGAUAGUGAAUGGAGAAAUGCUAACAGUUUCUACUUCAAAGGCAUUGCAUCUGUGCAAGUAAUGCAGCAAAUUUGCCUUCAUUUUAAUAAAGAUUUUACUCUUCAGCAGGUCAGAAGGUCUAGUUCAUUUGUUGAACAUCUCAUAGAAAUUCUGCAAGAUCAACGUGCUGCUGCUUAUGGGUUUGCUUAUCAGCUUAAGUGUUUGAGGGAUUGUGUUUGGCCUUUAGCAAAUUUUUUCUCAGAUACUUGUCCUGGUCCUGUUGGCGUCCAUUGGUCAUUCACCCAAAACCAAUAUGCAACUUUUAGAUGCAUGUGGGAUCAGAAGCAUCUUCUUGAUAAUUUAUCUACCAUGAUGCGUCAAGUGCAUUUAUUGCUGCAAAAGAUCGAGAAUAGUCACCUGCAUUCCUGUCCAAGUAUCAAAGCAAAUGUGAUGCAGAUUUUGAACUUCGUUGAAAACUUUGGUCCAAGGGUUCAGACCUUUAAGGAUUUACUGGAUCUUCAUCUUCUUGGCAAGAAUAGAGUUAUUCUUGAUGUGGGAGCAAUGCUGCCUCCACAAGGAGUUACAAAAAAAAUGGAACAGUUGGUAAACGAUAUUUUUGACCUUAUAAAGAUACUCGAGAACAAUCUCAGUUCUUUAAGCAGGCAAAGCCAAGGAGCAGAAGUAGUUACAUUUGUGAUACUUGGGCACUUUACGGAUCUUUUUAAAAAGGCCACCACAGUAAUGAGCCGGUACCAUAAUGAAGUGAGAAAUCAAUCUCAAAAUGUCGCAAAAGAUGCCAGUCUCUAUGAAGUUGAUUUUCAUGAUGCGCUCAAGGAAAUAUAUAAAACUAUCUUGGCUGCAUUUCGCGGGAUGUUUUUGGAUAAGAAUAAACCUACUGUAGAUAAGGAGUCCUUCGGACAUAUUGGUGAAUGGAAAAGCUUCUUUGAAUUUGAUACGCAGAGUUUGAAGUUAGAGAUUAUCCGUAGUGGAUUGAUGAAGUUGAUUACUGUUUCUGUAGAGCUACUCAAUCGUUGCAUGACGACGAACCCCAAAUUAUGUUCUGUUGUUUGGUCUCAUUUGAGGCGUGUGUAUUCAGUGCUAAAUAUGAUCUUGGCUUUUGGUGACAAUCUUUUGCAAGACUUCCUCGUUAUGCAUCGGAUGGUGUCAGCCGUAGCUCAUGCGCUUGCGGAAGUCCUUUCCUCAUUAUUUGCGAAAGGAUUUGGUAUUCCAGAGGAUCAGAUAAAUGAUUCUGAAACAAUACAAGAUGCUAGUGGAACAGGUAUGGGUGAGGGUAAAGGCCUGAAUGAUGUCAGUGAUCAGAUUGAAAAUGAAGAUCAACUCCUUGGGACUUCGGAAAAGCCUAACAAGGAGGAGGACAGUUUGAGCAGUGCUCCGAGUAAAAAUGAGAAAGGAAUAGAGAUGGAACAUGAUAUUGAUGCUGCUGAUUGCCAUAGUGUUAGUGAGGAAUCUGAAGAUGAGAAUGAUGAUUCCGGUGGAGAUGAGCAAGUGGAACGUGCCAUGGGGAAAACCGGUGCUUCUGGUGAAAUUGCUAAAGAGAAACCCUUUGAUAGUAAUGAUGAUGAGAAUCCAUCUGACAUGGAUGAGACAGACGAGUCCGGGCAAGUUCUCAAAGACAAAAAAAUUCUUGAAAAGGAGCUUCGAGCAAAGAAUGAUUCUGCAUCUGUGGCCGAAGCUGAGGAUGUUCCAGAGGAAUUUGACCAGCAAGAUGAAGGGAAUGAAGAUGGAGCUGGUCGUGAUGAAAUGGAAGAUGCAACUUUGGAUGAAAAAGAAGAUUCAGUCUCAGACCUUGGUGGUUUAAACCUUAAUGAGCCACCUCAAGGUUUUGUUGAAGAAGAUACAAAUGUCGAUGACGCAAAUGGUACUGAACCCAUUGAAAGCCAGGAAAAUGAGGAUCUUGACGAGUCUGCUGACAUUCAGAAGUGUGAGGAAGGGACUGAUGAUGGGAUGGAUGAAAGCGCGGAAGAAGAUGGCAAGGAUAAUCUGGCUGAAAAUUCAAAGUUGACGAACCAAGAAGAUCAUCGUGAAAAAGAUGGAGAAAGGGACCCUAUGGAGCACGAUCAAGCGGAAGAAACCUCACAAUUAAACAGUUCUUAUCCUGUGGAGUAUGAUCGGCCAACAUUUGAACCCUCAAAUCCUUUAGAAUCCGACCAUGGUGCAGUAGAUUUGGGUGAUGUUGCACCAGGAACAAAGUGGUCAAAUAGCAGUAAUCUUCAUGAGGAUUUCGCCCCAAGUAGAGGCUUGCCUGAUUUCUCGCCGGCUGAAUUUCCAGUUACCGGCACAUCCAGUGGAGGAAAACUUGGCAAUAAUCGUUUUGAAGCUCCUAUUCCACCUCAGGAAACAUCAAACCAGAAAAUGAAACCUAAUCCAUUCCGUAGUAUUGGAGAUGCUCUGGACGGUUGGAAAGAACGAGUGAAAGUGUCCACUGAUCUUGAUGAUAAGGAUCCUGGCGGAGAUGAUAUCAACGAUGAGACCGAAAAUGAAUAUGGUUAUACUGCUGAAUUUGAAAAGGGGACAGCUCAGGCACUUGGGCCUGCAACAGAUGACCAGAUUGGAAAAAAUAUUAAAGAAAGGGAUUUGGACAGUGCUGAUGGGACUCAAGAAAUUGAGGAUCAUGCCAUUGAUAUGGAGCUUGAUCAAAACCAAUCAUCAGACCCUACCCACAUUUCUGGUUCCAUUCUGAAUCGUUCCAAUGCUAUGGAAAGCUUGCCAGAAAAUCUAGAGUUAGGGGAGCAACGUGGAACUGAGGAACAAAUGAAAACUCUCAGUAAUUAUGAUGAUUACACAAAGUUGUCAGAGAGUUUGGUGUCUGUGUCAAGAUCUUACUUGAGUGACCACAUGAAUGAAUUUAUUAAACUUUCUUUGAGAGAUGAACUAGGCAAAGCGACUAAACUUGAGGACAUGCCUAGUGAUGUUAGGGAUGAUGCUACUGACCGCUGGAGAAAUACCGAACUUCGGACUACAGGAUUGUCCCAAGAGUUAGCUGAACAGUUACGUCUAGUUAUGGAACCCACUCUAGCCAGCAAGCUCCAGGGUGAUUACAAGACUGGAAAAAGGAUUAACAUGAAGAAGGUGAUUCCUUACAUUGCAAGUCAUUACCGUAAAGAUAAGAUAUGGCUGAGGAGGACACGUCCCAACAAGCGUGAUUACCAAGUGGUCAUUGCUGUGGAUGAUUCACGUAGUAUGGAAGAGAGUCAGUGUGGAAACGUUGCGAUUGAUGCGUUGGUGACUGUUUGCCGUGCAAUGUCUCAGUUGGAGGUUGGCAAGCUUGCUGUUGCAAGCUUUGGGAAGAAGGGCAACAUAAAACUGCUCCAUGAUUUUGAUCAGCCGUUCACUGGGGAAGCUGGUAUUAAGAUGAUCUCAAGCUUGACAUUCAAACAAGAGAAUACAGUAGUUGAUGAGCCUAUGGUUGAUCUAUUGAAAUAUCUAAAUGAUAUGCUGGAUGCCGCAGUAGUUAAUGCACGGCUGCCUUCUGGGCAUAAUCCCCUGCAGCAACUUGUUCUAAUAAUAGCAGAUGGCCGAUUCCAUGAGAAGGAAACACUGAAACGGUAUGUCAGAGAUACCUUGGGCAAAAAGCGAAUGGUUGCGUACCUGAUAGUGGACAGCCCAAAUGAAUCCAUCAUGGACGUGGAGGAAGCAACAUUUCAAGGUGGAGUUGUUCGAAUGUCCAAGUAUCUAGACUCUUUCCCUUUCCCAUACUAUGUGGUCCUGAAGAACAUUGAAGCGCUUCCGAGGACACUGGCCGAGCUACUGAGACAAAAAAAUUCAAGAAUCUUCCAGAUCGCCGAUCCGGCGGGCGGUGGCGGAAUUAGAGGAAUAAUCAUUAUUCAUUUAAAACAAAAUUAG